Messenger RNA from Hibiscus syriacus, 1865 nucleotides. RefSeq lists its product as uncharacterized. Gene Ontology annotation, cellular component: nuclear envelope. Bases 9 to 1865 code for a protein of 618 amino acids. The record is from RefSeq and is a predicted model, not a curated record. NCBI's taxonomy places the organism in Eukaryota, Viridiplantae, Streptophyta, Magnoliopsida, Malvales, Malvaceae. The transcript is spliced from 13 exons. Gene Ontology annotation, biological process: nuclear membrane organization.
CCUCCAAUAUGGCCACCAUUUCUGGAGCUUCCCCACGCCGAGACGCCCAAUCGGGUGCCAUGCCACCCGAGACUCCUUACGAUCGCCCCGGGUUUCUCAAUUCAGCUCUGUAUAACCCUAAUUGGAUCUCCAGGAACAUUUUCCCUCCAACUCGCGCCAUUGUUACUGGUGCCGCCCGGGUGCUCACCUCUGUUCUUGGCUUUGAAUCCUCCUCCUCUUCGUCUUCGGAAUGCGGAUCCUGUCCAGAUGACUCUCUUGACAACAAUGAUGACCAGGAAGUCUCAUCUCAAGGGGUUCAUGCAAGUGAAGUUCAUGUACACAUUCCUGACACAAUUGAUGAUAAUAAUUAUCUUAGAGGACGCUUUAGUUGUUUCUUUGGGGGACAUCAGAGAGAGCCCCAAUCUUUUGCAGGAAAGAACAAAGCCAAGCAUAUAGUAGAGCAGCUUCUCAUGCAGGAGUCUUUCUCAAGGCAAGAGUGUGAUAAACUAACAGAUAUUAUCAAGUCGAGAGUUGUGGAUUCUCCCGCAAUUUGUGGCUUGGGGAUUGGGAGACUAGAUGAAACACCUGAGAGAACAGGUGGAAAUAAUGCUGAAAAUCAUGAUUUUUGCAACAAAGCUGUUUUUGAGGCGGCAACAAAGUUGUUGGAGGAGGAGAAGUCAGGACUAAAUUAUAAGUCAGAAGUGCCUCAUGGGACCUGUGCACUGAAUUCUGUUGUGCUGAAACAUGAUGUUGAAGGUGAAGUGGGAUCACCUAUGGACAUGGCCAGGUCAUACAUGCAAACCCAUCCUCCAUGGGCAUCACCUUCUAAAAACAAUACUGAUUUUAGAUCUCCAUCAUCAGUUGCAAUGCCACUCUUCAAGGAAGAGACACCGUAUUCGAUUGGGGCCAAUUUCCUGUACUCAUGCAAGCGGAAAAGAAAUUCUCUUGCCACCGGCUCAUGGAACAUCCAAGAUGAAAUACGAAAAGUGAGAUAUAAAGCAACGGAAGAAAUGCUGGGGAAUCUACCGUCCUCAACAAUUGCUUGGUCUUCAUUUCCAUCAGAACAUAAAAAGGUUCUUGAUUCUAUAGUUGCCAAUAACUUAGAACCUGCUAAGGAAGACAAGUCACAUAGUUCCAAUAGGCCAGUAGAAGCAUCUAUAUGCCUGGCUGCAAAACCAGCUUCACAGAUUACAAAAGAUGUAUUUCAUAUUGGUGCUUUACCAAGAUCAACUCCACUUGAUUGUGAACAAAAACUGGCUAUGCAAACCACUCAAAGCAUUGAGGUGGAAAAAGACGAGACAUUAGAGGUGGGGCAAAGACUUCAAUCACCAAUAUAUAUAAAGACCGAACCACAUAGUGAUGUUGAUGAUCCCGAUGCCAAUCGUUUAAAGGAAUCCAAUGGGCCUAUCCAACCGUUUAGCUGUACUAAUGAAGGAACUGUUCAGGAUUCACAGGUAGAAGAUAAAAACCAUUGGACAUUAAAAAAAGUUGCUGGAAUAGGCAGCCCCAGCCGGUUCCCUUCAGGCUCCAAUAUGUCUUCUGAAGCGGAUAAAGAGCAAAAUCCUAGACCAAUUAUUAGCAAGGAAGACGAGGCAGUUGCACGCGGAGAUGACAAUGCAUCUGGAGUUGCGGCAGAGGAGAAGCGUAAGCUUCUGUGUGAGGCUUCUACGGAGGUGCCAACGGCAAAUGAAACCGAUGCUCCUGCCUCUGGUUCCCAACACAGUUGGAACAUGCAGCAUGAAGGUUCGCCAGACCAGAAUACACCAACCUCAAAAGGCAGCUUGGCAGGCAAAAGCGACUAUAGUACAGAGAAGCAGCAGCAGCAGCAGCGACAGGGAGACAAAGUGAGCAGAUACAGCAUGAGAGACAGAGAACGACGGCGAUGA